Molecule: messenger RNA, 2742 nt
Organism: Zalophus californianus (California sea lion)
Lineage: Eukaryota; Metazoa; Chordata; Mammalia; Carnivora; Otariidae
Gene: TPBG
Product: trophoblast glycoprotein
Exons: 3
Coding region: 28-2010 (660 amino acids)
Biological process (GO): negative regulation of canonical Wnt signaling pathway
Cellular component (GO): plasma membrane
Molecular function (GO): protein binding
Source: RefSeq, a predicted model, not a curated record
CGCUCUACAUUUUCUGCUCAUUUCUUGAUGCUGGUGCUUCGCGUUGCUCUGUCACGCCUAAACCUAUUUUGUUACGGCCCUGCGUACCCAAACCAGGGUGAAUUCCACGAGAUUCACCAGCGGUUUUCUUCCUGUCCAAGAGGGCUGCCAAGGUUGGCGGCGCGGCGGGAGAAAUCCCUCCGGCAGGCCUGGCUCUCCCCCGCCCCCCGGGUUGGUUUUUCCCAGCGGCGGAGGCUGGGCCAGGGGCUGGGGUGCGAGGAGAGUCGGCGCCCGCAGCGCGGAGCCGAGAAGUCGCCGAGACUCUGGUGGGACUCGGUCGUCUCCGGAGGUGACGGGUGCGGAGGUGAGCGGUGGGGAGCAAGCGGCGAGGGCGAAAACCCGGAGGCGGCGCCGGCCCCUUCCCAUCCUUUGGAGGUCCCGGAGCGGAUCAAGCGCGAGGCGCCAACAAAAGAGGCAAGGAGGUGUCACCCGGGGGCCGCGGCAGGAAGAGGAGCGGGAGGAGGAGCGCGGAGCCGAGAGUCCCGACCCGCCGUGCGUACUUUCUGGAGGGAAGGGGCGGGGGAAUCGACCCCGGGAGGGGAACGCCCGGUGGCGAGGGGCUUAGCCAAGUUCCGGCUGCGGCGGCCCUCCUCCGCUCCCACGAGAGGAAAGUUUUCUCAGACGCUUCCGGCCGGCCCGAACCCUCCGGACCCAGUUCCCGAGCCUUCGGAGCGGGCGCCGUCCCAGCCCAGCUCCGGGGAAAGCCGUGCCGCGAUGCCUGGGGGGUGCUCCCGGGGCCCCGCCGCCGGGGACGGGCGGCUGCGGCUGGCGCGGCUGGCGCUGGUCCUCCUGGGCUGGGUCUCGUCCUCUCUCACCUCCUCGGCGCCCUCCACCUCCUCCGCGUCGUUCCUGGCCUCCGCGGUGUCCGCCCAGCCCCCGUUGCCAGGCCAAUGCCCCCAGCCCUGCGAGUGCUCCGAGGCUGCGCGCACUGUCAAAUGCGUUAACCGCAACCUGACCGAGGUGCCCGCGGACCUGCCUCACUACGUGCGCAACCUCUUCCUUACCGGCAAUCAGCUGGCGGUGCUCCCCGCCGGCGCCUUCGCCCGCCGGCCGCCGCUGGCCGAGCUGGCCGCUCUCAACCUCAGCGGCAGCAGCCUGGAGGCGGUGUGCGCUGACGCCUUCGAGCAUCUGCCCAGCCUGCGCCAGCUCGACCUCAGCCACAACCCGCUGGUCAACCUCAGCGCCUUCGCCUUCUCCGGUAGCAACGCCAGCUUCUCGGCCCCCAGCCCCCUGGUGGAACUGAUGCUGAACCACAUCGUGCCCCCUGACGACGAGCGGCAGAACCGGAGCUUCGAGGGUAUGGUGGCGGCUGCCCUACGAGCCGGCCAAGCGCUUCGCGGGCUCCGGCGCCUAGAACUGGCCAGCAACCACUUCCUGUACUUGCCUCGGGACGUACUAGCCCAACUACCCGGCCUCAGGCACCUGGAUCUGCGCAACAACUCUCUGGUGAGCCUAACCUACGUGUCCUUCGGCAACCUGACACACCUAGAAAGCCUCCACCUGGAGGACAAUGCCCUCAAGGUCCUUCACAAUGGCACCCUGGCAGAGUUGCAAAGCCUGCCCCACGUCAGGGUCUUCCUGGACAACAAUCCCUGGGUCUGCGACUGUCAGAUGGCAGACAUGGUGGCCUGGCUCAAGGAGACAGAGGUAGUGCAGGGCAAAGCUCGGCUCACCUGUGCAUUCCCGGAAAAAAUGAGGAAUCGGGCCCUCUUGGAACUCAACAGCUCCCACCUGGAAUGUGACCCUAUCCUCCCUCCAUCCCUGCAGACUUCUUAUGUCUUCCUAGGUAUUGUUUUAGCCCUGAUAGGCGCCAUUUUCCUACUGGUUUUGUAUUUGAACCGCAAGGGGAUAAAAAAGUGGAUGCAUAACAUCAGAGAUGCCUGCAGGGAUCACAUGGAAGGGUAUCACUACAGAUAUGAAAUCAACGCGGACCCCAGGUUAACCAACCUCAGUUCUAAUUCGGAUGUCUGAGAAACAUUCGAGGACAGAACAAGGACAGCUGUGCAUGAGAUGUAGACUUAAGCUUUAUUCUGUCCUAGGCUUGCUCCAGUUCCACCCUCCACUAUGGACACCACUCACCUUGACCGAAAGCAGUGAAGGGAACUUGCUCCCUUGUUAUGUGAAGUUUCUUGGUGUGUCUUGUUAAUGUAAGACAAUGAAAAACUGUGCAUAUUGUUUUAUUCUUUUCUUGGAACUCAACUCGUGUGGAGGGAUUUUUCAAGUUUCAGCAUGAACGUGGACUCCUGGCUGUCUGUUUCUCUUAGUACAGUUGGAGGUGUAGCCAGUGUGCCCACACAGAUAGCAUUCAACAGAAGCUGCCUCAACGUUUUCGAAAAAAAUUCUUUAUUCAUAAAUAUCAGUUUUAUUCUCAUGUACCUAAAUUGUGGAGAAAAUAAACGCAUUCCAUAAACUGCCUGCAGAUCUUAGCAAGCUCUUCAAAGUAACUCCAUAGUACACAGGAGCACCUGCAUCCGAGAGCAUGCUUACAUUUUACUGUUCUACCUAUUACAAAAAAAUAACUUGCAACUUCAGAUAACUUCUUUGACAAAGUAAAUUACUUUUUUGGUUGCAGUUUAUAUGAAACUAUCCUGAAGUUUUUUUAUAAACUGCAUUGAGAUCCAACAGACUGAAUUGUUAAGAAAAACUUCAAUAAAGAUUCUUAAAAGAAUUACAGUUGUGUUCAAGUUUGCUAUUUGAAAAAAA